This is a messenger RNA of Salarias fasciatus (jewelled blenny), 478 nucleotides long. RefSeq names its product nucleotide triphosphate diphosphatase NUDT15-like. Gene Ontology annotation, biological process: dGTP catabolic process. Lineage: Eukaryota; Metazoa; Chordata; Actinopteri; Blenniiformes; Blenniidae. Gene Ontology annotation, molecular function: 8-oxo-7,8-dihydrodeoxyguanosine triphosphate pyrophosphatase activity. The record is from RefSeq and is a predicted model, not a curated record. Gene Ontology annotation, cellular component: cytosol. The transcript is spliced from 3 exons. The coding region runs from base 1 to 318 and encodes 105 amino acids.
AUGGCGGCUCAUCUUUUGGGGUGCGCUUGCAGAGAAAUGCUGGAGGAGGCUGGGGCGCCUCUGCAGGACAUCUGCCUCGCUUCAGUGGUGAACUCCAUCCGGCUGGAGGAGCAGUACCACUAUGUGACCAUCAUCAUGCGGGGCCGGCUGGACCGGACGCGGUCUGGGGAACCGCAGAACCUGGAACCGGAGAAAAAUGAAGGCUGGACGUGGACCCGCUGGGAUGAGUUUCCUCCAGAGGAGCAGCUCUUUCUGCCGCUGGCCGGCCUGAGACAGCAGGGCUACCAUCCGUUCAGGGACACCCAGACUCAACACUGAGACUCCUUCAAGUAGCAUAUGCACUGUUUUUUAUUUAAAAUAAACAAAACAAAUUGUUUCUUUUGUUGGCAGUGAUUGCAAACAGACAAAGCUUCAAAAAUGAGAUGCAUUUCAACGUCAUUUAUGAACACAGUUUUUGUGUCUAAGGUGCAGACAUUCA